Molecule: messenger RNA, 270 nt
Organism: Adineta ricciae
Lineage: Eukaryota; Metazoa; Rotifera; Eurotatoria; Adinetida; Adinetidae
Source: the annotation of a GenBank genome assembly
AUGACACGAACAUCAUCAAAAAAAGCAAAGACUACUCAAAUGGAAUUGAAAAAACUCAAAUCAUUAUUACCAUCAUUACAACAAAAGUCUUCAUCGUCACCGAUGGAAAUCGUUAUGGAAACUAUUCGUUACAUUCGACAACUCGAAGAUCAAUUAAUCGAUCGAUUUCAAUUGGAUCUAUCCUCGUCACAAUCAUCAUUCUCCGAUGUCUCAAUGAAUUCAUCUUUAUCAUCAUCGAUUCCAUUGCAAGAUAUCGGAAAUAGUAACUGA